This is a messenger RNA of Polyodon spathula (Mississippi paddlefish), 1671 nucleotides long. RefSeq names its product cytidine monophosphate (UMP-CMP) kinase 2, mitochondrial (gene cmpk2). The record is from RefSeq and is a predicted model, not a curated record. NCBI's taxonomy places the organism in Eukaryota, Metazoa, Chordata, Actinopteri, Acipenseriformes, Polyodontidae. Gene Ontology annotation, biological process: dUDP biosynthetic process; dTDP biosynthetic process; dTTP biosynthetic process. Bases 379 to 1671 code for a protein of 430 amino acids. Gene Ontology annotation, molecular function: dTMP kinase activity. Gene Ontology annotation, cellular component: cytoplasm; mitochondrion. The transcript is spliced from 6 exons.
CUCUCCUUUGUAAACUUUCUUAUGUUCUUAUGUACUGACUGUAAUGAAUAAAUAGGCUAUACAGUCACACACAAGCAAAACAGUCUAUUCACAAAACAGUGUAAACAUAUACAGUACAUUACUUUCUGGUAACAUAUACAUUGGCUACCUCUACACUUUACAGUACUACAAUCAAAUUGGCAUCGAUAUACCCUUAGUAACCCGAUUAGUGGGGACAGAAACUGUUUCCAUGCUAAGUUUCGUUUUCCCGCAGAGCACACCAAUACUUGCAGCCAGUUUCGCUUUCCGUACGUCAGAUCUUUUUUUAAGUUUCGUUUAUGUUGCCUGGCAAUUCACGUCAUAAAGACGAAGCGUAAUUUGUAUUUAUAUCCUUUAAAAAUGCGUAUCAGACUUAAUUGCCUUUCGAACAUGGCUAAACGUUUGAACUGUAACUUCAGUCAGUGGAGUUCUCGAGUCUUUGCUGCAGAAUUUGACAGAAGAUGCGAUCCAGUCUAUUUCGCUUUAAGUGCACAGACCCCAGCUGCGGAUAAAAAUCACAGCCUGCUUUUCCAGAAGCUUUUCAGUCAAGGAAAGGCUUAUUCCGUCCAUGCCACUACAGGUGACAGAAUUCAAAGGGCAAGAUCUUAUUCUGACCUUCAGGAUAAACUUGUUUCUGCGUUGCCAAAAAGCUGCAAUCUGUUGCAACUGAUAGCUUUUCAUCCAGACGUAAACAAUUCGCUGGUAAAGGGGUUUUUCAUUCAGGACGCACUCAGCACUGGCGAGACUGAAAACACGCUCAAAGAUCUAGUUAAAAGCGAGGAAUUUCAUCUGUGCACCUAUGUCUCUUCUGAAGAUGGAAAGCUGUGGCAGCAGUGUGUGUGGUCACGAAGAGGCAAAGAGUGUACCGAGGCUGCUAAACACUACAUCACCGUCGCUGCAAAACCGGAAUAUCACCCCUCUCUGCUGAACAUUGUUAACACGGUUGUGUUCUACAGCUUCGAAGAUGCUUACAGGGUUUUACAAGAGUGUAAGGAAUGUAUUCCUGAAUCCAAAGCAGUCUUGGAACUUGCUGAUCACUGUCUAAAGAAUUCGACGAAGGGUCGUUUCCCUGUGAUAGUGAUAGAAGGGCUGGAUGCAACCGGAAAAACCACACUGACCCAGUCGCUACAAGAGAAUCUGAGAGGGGCUCUACUGAGGUCUCCACCGGGCUGUCUGUCUCAGUGGAGGGCUCGAUUUGAUGCUGAACCACCACUCAUCAGAAGGGCUUUUUAUGCUUUGGGAAACUACAUCAGCGCAUGUGACAUAGCAAGAGAAUCUGCAAAGUCUCCUGUUAUAGUUGAUAGGUACUGGCACAGCACUGCAGCCUACGCCAUUGCGACAGAGGUCGGGGGGACACUGGAGAGCCUGCCCUCCUCUCAUUCUGAAGUGUACCGGUGGCCCAGGGACCUGCUGACACCAGAUCUAGUGGUGCUGCUGACAGUGAGUCCAGAGGACCGGGCCCGACGUCUUCUUGCACGGGGAGUGGAGAAGACAAGGGAGGAGGCAGAACUGGAGGCAAACAAUCUGUUCAGGCAAAAAGUGGAAGAGGCAUAUCGGAGAAUACAAGAUCCUGCCUGUGUAGUAAUAGAUGCAAGAGUGUGUAAAUCUUCAAAAUGGAAUACAGGUGAUAUACUCUACAGGAAUGGCUUGUAA